Messenger RNA from Echinops telfairi (small Madagascar hedgehog), 607 nucleotides. RefSeq names its product S100 calcium binding protein A11 (gene S100A11). Gene Ontology annotation, molecular function: calcium ion binding; calcium-dependent protein binding. Gene Ontology annotation, biological process: regulation of cell population proliferation. The transcript is spliced from 3 exons. Bases 158 to 460 code for a protein of 100 amino acids. Gene Ontology annotation, cellular component: cytoplasm. Lineage: Eukaryota; Metazoa; Chordata; Mammalia; Afrosoricida; Tenrecidae. The record is from RefSeq and is a predicted model, not a curated record.
CACAGCGUGGGCCAACCAGAGGCGAGGGCAGGGGCGAGGCUGGAGCCAGGCGGGGAGGGAAGGGCGUCGCCCCAGAGGCCGCAGCACUGCAGGACCGCGCGCCCCACGCUUUCCUCUCUGCUCCGAGUCCGCGCCGGCGCGUCUGUUCCACUCCAACAUGGCCAAAGUGUCUAGCCCCACGGAGACGGAGCGGUGCAUCGAGUCCCUGAUCGCCGUGUUCCAGAGGUAUGCUGGGCAGGAUGGGCACGGCCUCACGCUCUCCAAGAGGGAAUUCCUGAACUUCAUGAACACGGAACUGAGCGCCUUCACAAAGCACCAGAAGGACCCCGGUGUCCUGGACCGCAUGAUGAAGAAACUGGACCUGAACUCCGACGGACAGCUCGAUUUCCAGGAAUUUCUUAACCUGGUGGGCGGCCUCGCUCAGGCUUGCCACGACUCUUUCAUGAAACGCGCCCGCUAGCAAGCCUGAGGAGCCCUGCAGCCUGGCCUCCACGCCCAGCCCCCACACACCCUGAGCCAAGCGCCCCCACCACCCUGCAGGCCCAGUGCCCCCACCACCCCGCAGGCCACUCCCGCCCUAAUAAAACUGUAUGGUUUUUUUAAACAA